Messenger RNA from Leptosia nina, 1230 nucleotides. Lineage: Eukaryota; Metazoa; Arthropoda; Insecta; Lepidoptera; Pieridae. The record is from the annotation of a GenBank genome assembly.
AUGGAUUCCCUUGUUGGAUACGGAAGCGACGACGAUACUGAACCUGAGCGAUACGGAUACCAAGCUUCGGUGGGGAGCAUUCGAAGAAGAGAAGAUGACACUAACUACGAACAAGUCAAUAUGGAUCUGAGUGAGGACUCUCAGGACGUCGAGUCGGAGCCAGAGUUGCCGCAGGUCGAGCCGGGUCACUCGCAUCGCUCAUAUAAAGAAGAUAGGCACAGUUCGGGUGAAACACGCGCGGGCGAGUGCCCCCGUGAGCGCGAUCGGUGCCGUGACCGCGAAGACAGGCGGGACAAGCGACGAGCCUCACCGAGGAGGGACCCGGGCCGCUUCGAUAGAGAACGGAGAGAUGAUAGAUACAGAUCUGAGCGCAACGAGCGGCCUCGUGACCCUCCCCGUCGUGGCUUACUCGGAGACAGACCACAAGAGAAACAGACCACUGAUUCGAAGAUGCCAGCUUUAAUGGACCUCAAACCCUUCGGAGGCGACGCUCCUCCGACCCACUCGUCGCAGGACGCUCGAGACGCAGUAUCGCCGAGAUUUGGUGAGCGCGACCGACGAGACCAUGACCAGGGUCGUGAACCUGGUCGCGCUCGCGACCGCGAUUAUGACCGCCACAAUCGACGCUCGGAGGAUAGACGAUCUUCCGGUCGGGAUAGAGGUCGCGAAAGAUCACGAUCGCGAGGCCACGCCUACCCUCCUCCACACUCGUUCUCCAACGACAGAAGAUCCCCAUCUGGCGACUACAGGCCUUCAUCUUACAAAGUCAACAAGAAGCUAGAAGUAAUGGAAAAAAUGGGUUUACAAAUAAAAACUCCCGACGGAUCGAUGACGACCGCCCAACAGCUGAGAGCGGCCGCCGGAGAUAAUCCUUCAGGACUCCCGAAUUACUGUAACCCUGGCUCGAACCACGCGAGCAAGGUCUUAGACCAGGUGCAGAAACGAAAACUCCUCUGGUCGAACAAGACGAAAAACGCCGAAGAGGAGGCGGCCAAAUGGAGCGGAGCCCGAUUCUCUCAGGACAAUGAUGGGAAACAGGUUUCCAAGUUCAUGCGGCUCAUGGGCAUCAAGGACCCAGCUGCUGUAAAAAGCGAAGUGGCCGAAGGCGCAGACCCCAACAAGAAGCAAGAGGAGCUGUUCCAAGCGAUGCAAGCUCAGUACGAAGUGGCGCGGGCUACCACGCACACCAUGCGCGGUGUCGGCUUAGGGUUUCAGAGAGGACAGUUCUGA